CACACGACACCAAAGUAUGAGUCGCGGCGGAAAGCUUGCCCCAGAAGUGAACCGAGCUCUAUUCGUGAAGAAUCUGAGCUUCAACGUAUCUGCGGAGGAACUCUUUGAUCUCUUCGGAAAGUUCGGACCUGUGCGCCAAAUCCGCCAGGGCAUUGCCAACAAUACCAAAGGCACUGCAUUCGUGGUGUAUGAGGACGUGAUGGAUGCGAAGCAAGCCUGCGACAAGCUCAACGGGUUCAACUUUCAGAAUCGCUAUCUUGUCGUUCUCUACCAUCAGCCCGAUAAGAUGGCAAAGGCGCAGAGUGAUCUCGCAGAGCGCCAGCACAACCUCGAAAACCUUAAACGCCAACACGGUAUCGAUUAGCAUGAGGCGAGGCCCACGGAGAAACUAAUUACAAUACAAGACAAGAGCAAUGUCGACUCUCCUGUGGGCCUCAAACGUGCACGACAACCAGCACCGCCGGUGAUCACUAGCACACGUACCCCAACGAGCACUUCCAUGACGGGAACCCGCAUGGCAAUGUCGCAUCGGGGCUCGAAGCUCCAAGGAAGUCGCACCUGCGACUGGCGGGGCAUCAAGCUGCCCACCAAAUGGUUAUCAAAUGGGAUACAUCGGUUGGCGUUAAAGAGAGCAUGAUGUUAACGACUUGACGGAUAGCUAAGCUUUCAUAUCG
This is a messenger RNA of Aaosphaeria arxii CBS 175.79, 674 nucleotides long. RefSeq names its product pre-mRNA branch site protein p14. Gene Ontology annotation, molecular function: mRNA binding. The transcript is spliced from 5 exons. The record is from RefSeq and is a predicted model, not a curated record. Gene Ontology annotation, cellular component: ribonucleoprotein complex; cytoplasm; nucleus. The coding region runs from base 17 to 364 and encodes 115 amino acids. NCBI's taxonomy places the organism in Eukaryota, Fungi, Ascomycota, Dothideomycetes, Pleosporales.